This is a messenger RNA of Hevea brasiliensis (rubber tree), 345 nucleotides long. RefSeq lists its product as uncharacterized. The transcript has 2 exons. The record is from RefSeq and is a predicted model, not a curated record. Bases 1 to 345 code for a protein of 114 amino acids. NCBI's taxonomy places the organism in Eukaryota, Viridiplantae, Streptophyta, Magnoliopsida, Malpighiales, Euphorbiaceae.
AUGAUUUCCGAUAAGGUGCAUGCAAAGGUUUUUCUUAUGAAAGAGGUCAUGAGGUUUGGGAAGAAAAAUAAGCUGAUUCUCCGAUACAUAGGACCUUUUGAGAUCACAGACAGAGUAGGAGUAGUUGCCUACCAGUUGGAGUUACCAUCAAGCCUUUCUCAUGUCCAUCCAAUAUUUCACAUCUCCAUACUUGGAAAGUACGUUCUUGAUUCUUCUCACGUGUUGCAGCCAGACAUAGUGGAGUUAAAUGAGGAUUUGACCUUCGAGGAGCAGCUUGUUGCCAUAGUGGACUAUCAGAUGAGACAGCUUCAGUCAAAGCAGAUAUCUAUGGUUAAAGUUUUAUGA